AUGCCUCAUAUAAAAUCCCUAGGGUUUCUGGUUGCCUUUCUUCGUGAACUUGCGCCUCUACCUGAGAGAGUGAAACCCUUCUCUUUCUGUUUUCGCAACUGAUUCCAUGGCUCCAAAGAAGGAUAAGGCUCCUCCACCUUCCUCCAAGCCAGCCAAAUCUGGCGGUGGCAAACAGAAGAAGAAGAAGUGGAGCAAGGGAAAGCAAAAGGAGAAGGUGAAUAACAUGGUGCUGUUUGAUCAGGGCACUUAUGACAAGCUCCUUUCUGAAGCACCCAAAUACAAGCUCAUCACUCCUUCCAUUCUCUCUGAUCGUUUGAGGAUUAAUGGAUCACUUGCAAGGAGGGCAAUAAGAGAAUUGAUGGCUAGAGGUUCAAUCAGGAUGGUGUCUGCCCAUGCAAGCCAGCAGAUUUACACCAGGGCUACAAACACCUAGGUGUGGUACUGAUCAUAGCUUAUGGAGUAUUGAUAGGAUUAGUGAUGUAUUGUUCUUUUGAAGUUUUGAGAUACACCUCAUAGUAGCUUCUAUUAGUUUUUGUUUGUUGAUGGAUCCGUUACUGAGAUUUUUUUUAUAUCCCUGGUAUUGUAUUUCAAUUCCAUGUUUUAUCGUUUUUGGUAUCCAAACAUUCUUAUGACUAAUUUUGUUUAGUUGAUUCUCGUUGAAAGCCCAGACUAAAUGGGAAAUGGUUGCGCCUAGUGUUUU
This is a messenger RNA of Abrus precatorius (Indian licorice), 700 nucleotides long. RefSeq names its product 40S ribosomal protein S25-2. The transcript has 4 exons. The record is from RefSeq and is a predicted model, not a curated record. The coding region runs from base 107 to 433 and encodes 108 amino acids. Gene Ontology annotation, cellular component: cytosolic small ribosomal subunit. Gene Ontology annotation, molecular function: structural constituent of ribosome. NCBI's taxonomy places the organism in Eukaryota, Viridiplantae, Streptophyta, Magnoliopsida, Fabales, Fabaceae.